CACAUUCUAUUCUUUGCUGCAAUUUUCUUUUUAAUAUUCCAACUACGAACAGAUCUACACCACUCCUCCAUACCAUCCCACCUAUUCUCUCUCUCUCUUGAUGCAUACAUGAUUAUAUAUGCGUAGAGAGAGAAUCAAAUUCAUACAGUACUGCGAUUAGUGGGAUACAUUGCGUUUCUUGAGCUGGUUCCUUUGAUUUGAUGAGCAGAUGGGCAAGGUUUCAGUGAUAAUCUACAUUGCAGUGGCCGUAGUCCUUCUCCUCCUCAUAUCCCGCUCCAACAAUAAGUCCCACGGCGGCCGCCACCGCCACCGCCGCCUCAAGCUCCGCUCGAACUUUACCUUCGCUCCCCCCGCCGACCCCCACCAUCAGCACAACCGCGCCGCCUUCGACCCACUAGUGGCCGACAUCGAGCGUAAGCGUGAGGACAAGCAAUGGGAGCACCACUACUUCCAGACCCACCACCCGGAGCUCCAUUCCGAUUCGAAUCCGUCGAAGACUGCUCAGGGGCAUGAUGCGUCGGAACCCGAGUGGGAGGAUUUCAUGGACGCCGAGGAUUAUUUGAACAAUGAGGAGAAGUUCAAUGUGACUUACAGGCUGAUCCUUCUGUUCCCGAAGAUUGAUGUUGACCCGGUUGAUGAUUUUGUGAGUGAGGGAGAGUUGACAGAGUGGAACUUGCAGCAGGGGCAGAGGGAGGUUUUGCAUAGGACUGAGAGGGAGAUGGAAGUUCAUGACAAGAAUAAAGAUGGGUUUGUGUCGUUUGCCGAGUAUGAGGCCCCUAGCUGGGUCAAGAGUUCAGAUAAUACCUCAUUUGGAUAUGAUAUGGGCUGGUGGAAGGAGGAGCAUUUUAAUGCAGCUGAUGCAGACGGAGAUGGGCUUCUGAAUAUUACAGAGUUUAAUGAUUUUCUCCAUCCAGCUGAUACAAACAAUCCAAAGUUGCUUCGGUGGUUGUGCCAGGAGGAAAUAAGGGAAGGAGAUAGUGAUAGAGAUAGUAAGAUUAACUUUAAAGAGUUUUUCCAUGGGAUCUUUGACAUGGUUAGAAACUAUGAUGAAGAGGGUAACCAUUCUUCACACGAGUCUGAUGAUUUAGUUGAGGCCCCAGCUAAAAAGUUGUUCGCCCAGCUCGACAAAGAUGGUGAUGGAUACUUGUCUGACGUAGAAUUGCUACCCAUUAUUGGAAAGAUUCACCCAUCAGAACGUUAUUAUGCCAAACAGCAGUCCGAGUAUAUUAUGCAGCAGGCGGAUACAAAUAAAGAUGGUCGUCUCACCUUAAUGGAGAUGAUCGAGAACCCAUAUGUUUUCUACAGUGCGGUGUUUAAUGAGGACGACGACGAUGAUUACGGAUACCACGACGAAUUCCGCUAGAUCCACCACAGAGAGCUCAUACAGGUUUGCCCAAUAGUAACAAGACGUCUCAAAUUUUGUUCUUCGCACAUGUACGAUAGCAUUAAAUAGUCGAUGCAAGUGAACGGGGUGUGGAUCAUGACUAGAAUGUGAUCUGGUGUGUGCCCAAGUACCUGCUGUUGCUUUCUACUUCAGUUUGAUAUCUGAAAAGCAUGACCACAUAGCUCACUUCUCCUGUCUCUGUUGCAGAUUAUAGAUCUUUGUGGUUCAAUAGUUUGAGACUUUUGCAGGCAUAGCAUUCUAUUAUAUACUUUGUCCAUUCUUUCUUUCACUUUAUUUUGAUAAGACCUAAUUUAUACCACUGACUGUAACUUGAACUUUUGUUUGAUUGAACUGAUUGAAUUUAUAGCAAACAAU
Sesamum indicum (sesame) is the source of this 1759-nucleotide messenger RNA. Its product is annotated as Calcium-binding EF hand family protein. Gene Ontology annotation, cellular component: endoplasmic reticulum. Lineage: Eukaryota; Viridiplantae; Streptophyta; Magnoliopsida; Lamiales; Pedaliaceae. Gene Ontology annotation, molecular function: calcium ion binding. The record is from RefSeq and is a predicted model, not a curated record.